AUGCUGUCCAAUAUUUCUACCAUCUUAGAAACUGUCAACAAGACGAUGAACAAAACAGAACAAGUAGAGAAUGAGAAAAUACUCUCUCUUGCUCACUUGGUUUGUGUUUCUGUUUUAAAUGCUCUUUUUUCUGUCAUCGGUACCUUUGGCAAUGUCGUAGUUUUGUUGGUSAUCAUCAAAAACGCUGCUCUACAGACAGUACCAGACUUGUUUAUCUUCARCUUAGCAGUAGCAGACCUUAUUGUUGCUGCCGUACAGCAGCCAUUGCUGGGAURUCGUAUCUACAAAGCAGAUAGUCCWGACAGGCUUUUUAACACUGUUCUACAAGCAAUCGGAUAUGUAGCGCUUCUUGCAUCGGUUUCGGGCAUCUUUCUCGUGACAAUCGAUCGCUUUAUUGCCAUACAGUUUCCUUUCCUGUACGUACGAAUAUCUGCGAARACGAGAGCUGCCAAAGUCAUUGCUGUCUUGUGGGGUUUCUGCUUUUGUAGUUCUGCCGGGAACUGCUUUGUUCAAAGUUCUAGCAAGUACUUUUUCGUGUGGUCAUAUAUCUCAUUACUUUUAUUWCUGACUAUCAUCAUGUAUUUGUACUUGUUUAUCUCAGCAAGAAAACAACAGAAGAGGAUAGACAGGGARGGUACUCUUGGACACAUAAGCUCACAAGAAGGUGGCAUCGCCCAGCAAAGAGGAGUGUCCGAAUUUAGGAGACAAAAACGGAAGCGCAAAGCUGCGAAGACUGUAGGGAUAGUGAUGGGAGUCUUCAUUGGUUUUUGGUCUCCUUUUCUUGGGUAUACUAUCUCUAACGCCAGCAUUGCCAAUACACCAGAGUUCAUGAGAGGUUUCUACUGGGUUUGGGCAGUUUCGCUAUGGAACAGCGCUAUCAAUCCUUACAUCUUUUGCGCCAGGAACACCAGAUAUCGAUCCGCGUUUGCACGGCUCUUGGGGCUGAAGAACAAAKUAGAGUUAGAACCAAGUCAACAGGCAUCAUUCCGAAGAUCACUACAGAAGACUGAGGGAUCUAACAGACUACAGAGGGGAGCCGUUGGGAGCGUCCGAGAUGUUUGUUGGUGA
Actinia tenebrosa (Australian red waratah sea anemone) is the source of this 1068-nucleotide messenger RNA. RefSeq names its product beta-1 adrenergic receptor-like. Gene Ontology annotation, cellular component: membrane. Gene Ontology annotation, biological process: G protein-coupled receptor signaling pathway. Gene Ontology annotation, molecular function: G protein-coupled receptor activity. NCBI's taxonomy places the organism in Eukaryota, Metazoa, Cnidaria, Anthozoa, Actiniaria, Actiniidae. The record is from RefSeq and is a predicted model, not a curated record.